CUGCGCUAACCUGGUGACGCAGAUCGUUUGAUGUUUGUGCCCCUUUCAAGACAGCGGAUCCUCGGGCUCUGCCUAAACUCCGACGACGGGCUAGCAAGCUCCCCGGCCCCCAAGUCUAAGCCGCACACGCUUUGCUGUUUAUUCCCGAAGCUUGCGAGAGACUCACCAACAAAACAAAAGCAUAUGUACAAUCUCUUUCCUUUGAUGCAUUUGAUUCUGUGUACAUUUCCUGUAACCGCUUGCUCUCUCACUCAGUCAUUAUGGGACCACGCAAGGCUGAAAAUAAGAGCAGUUCAAUGCCACCAGGGCAGGACGAAAAGCCGUCUCCUGACACCAACGCCAAGUCUACUUCUGAGCGAGAGGCUAAAUUUCAAGACUAUUUGCGAGUAUUCAAGUAUGCCACAAAAUGGGACUUUGUGGCCUACGCUGCUGGAACAGCUGCCUCGAUCGGCGCUGGCGUAACUCUCCCUUUGCUCAAUAUUGUCUUUGGGCAAUUUGCUAGCAGGUUCUCUGACUAUGCUGGUACCGGAACACUUCCUGAAAGCGAGUUUAAGUCGACGUUGAAUGAACUUUCCUUAUACCUACUCGGUCUAUUUCUCGGUCGCCUCGUUCUCAGUUACAUCAACAAGUUCGCAUUUCGUAUGAUCGGUAUCAGAAUCUCUUCCGCCAUCCGACAAGAUUUUCUCACAGCUCUAUUUUCCCAAAGCGUCCACGUACUAGACUCGAUGCCUCCUGGAUACGCAACGACAGUCAUUACAUCUGCGAGUAACACCCUGCAGCUGGGAAUAUCCGAGAAGUUGGGUGUUUUUGUUGAGUUCACCGCGACAAUGAUUUCAUCUAUCAUCAUUGCUUUCAUCUUCAGCUGGCAGCUUUCUCUCGUCACAUUCACUGCAGUCGUCUUUAUUCUACUCAGCGUCCGCGUGCUGCUCCCUUUCAUUACCAAGGGUCAGACGCGUCAAGGCGAGUCCGAAUCCAAGGCGGCUUCUGUUGCAAGCGAGGCUUUGAGUAGCAUUCGGAUGGUAGUAGCCUAUGGUGCUGAAUCUCGAAUUGGCAACAAGUAUGGUCAAUUUGUUGAAGAGGCCAAGAAACAUGCACGAUUCGUGAGCCCGUUUAUUGGUAUUCAAUUCGGCUUGGUGUUCUUUAGCAGCUAUGCCGCUUUUGCGCUGGCAUUUUGGUACGGAACCAGGCUUUUGCUCGAAAACGAGAUCAACGAGCUUGGAGCCAUUAUUGUUGUUUUGUUUUCCGUCAUGAUGAUAGUGACUUCGAUGGAGCGAAUGUCCACACCAGUUCUUGCGAUUAGCAAGGCCACAGUUGCCGCGGGCGAAUUCUUCACCGUCAUCGAUGCACCCCGGCCUGACCCUGGGCACCUGACAGAUCCAAUCGUAUCUGCCUCCGAGGACAUCGUCUUGGAAGACGUCACUUUCGCUUAUCCCAGCCGGCCACAUGUCAAGAUUCUGGAUAAUCUCAACCUACGACUUGAACGUGGUAAGGUCACUGCCAUUGUAGGACCUUCUGGCUCUGGCAAGAGCACGAUUGUCGGCCUUAUUGAACGGUGGUACAGUCUGAAGGGCCAACCCGGUAUCCCUCAAAUCGUCGAGAAAAAGCCCGAACGGACCCAAGAGAACGCCGACACGGAAGAGGAGUCUGGUUCACCUGUUCAACUCCAUGGCACUGUUUCUACUUGCGGCCACAGUCUGGACGACAUCAACCUCCAGUGGUGGCGAUCACGAGUCGGCCUUGUUCAGCAGGAACCGUUUCUCUUCAAUGACACUAUCUAUAAGAAUGUCGCCCAUGGUCUCGUCGGGACCCGGUGGGAGAAUGAACCAGAGGAAAUAAAGCGAAGGAUGGUCCGAGAAGCUUGCAAAGAAGCCUUUGCCGACGAGUUUAUCAGUGAACUCCCAGAUGGUUACGAUACAGCCGUCGGCGAAAGUGGUGCCAAAUUCUCCGGUGGCCAACGUCAGCGAAUUGCCAUUGCCCGCGCUAUCAUCCGCCAGCCUGCUAUUCUCAUCCUCGAUGAAGCCACCAGCGCAAUCGACGUCCGAGGUGAGCGAAUAGUGCAAGCAGCGCUAGACAGGGCCUCCAAGAACAGAACGACAAUUACAAUCGCCCAUCGCCUCUCCACCAUCAGGAAGGCAGACAGAAUCGUUGUUUUGAGACAGGGACGGCUUGUCGAAUCGGGCACUCAUGAGAGUCUCCUCGAAGACACAAACGGUCUUUACUACAGCCUUGUCAAUGCUCAAGCUCUAUCCCUGGGAGAUACCACGGAUGACGUUGGGGUCCCAAUCAAGGAAGAGUUGCCAUCUCCUGUACGUGAAAAGAGCCACGCAGACUCCGCGAUGCAAGACAAAGAAGAACAGAAAAGUGAGAAGCAGAGGAAUCUGUUUUCUAGCUUUGGACGAUUCUUUUACGAGACUCAAUCCAUUUGGUGGAUUAUGGCUCUGACUCUGUUCUUUUCUGCCUGCGCAGGCGCCGCCAUCCCCUUCCAAGCUUGGCUAUUCGCCAAGGUCAUUGUCGUGUUUAGAUACCUCCCUGAUUCUGGGAAAGUCAGAGACGAAAGUGAGUUUUGGUCGCUUAUGUGGACAGUUCUGGCCAUUUCGUCAGGUAUCAGCUACUGUGCCACGUUUCUGCUAUCUACUCGCACUGCUAGCACCAUUCGUGCCAAGUACCAAAAGCAGUACUUUCUGUCUAUCCUGUAUCAACAGAUCUCUUUUUUCGACGACGACGAUCACUCUCAAGGCACCAUGACUGCACGGAGCUCGGGCGAUCCACAACAGCUUGAAGAGCUCCUGGGUUCCAACAUGGCCAGUGUGUAUGUUGCCUUAUGGACACUGACGGGGACUAUCGCUAUUGCCUUUGCCUUUGCUUGGAAGCUAGCUCUUGUGGGUCUUUGCGUCGCUAUUCCUAUUCUUCUUGGUUCUGGCUACUGGCGACUGCGUUACGAAAUCAGAUUCGAAGAAAUGAACAAUGCCGUCUUCGCCGACAGCUCCAAUUUUGCCUCUGAAGCAAUUGGGGCGUUCCGAACAGUGUCAUCUCUUACACUCGAAGGUGUCAUUUGCGAUCGAUUCCGCAAUCUCAGCAGCAGCCAAGUCAUAGAUGCUUACAAAAAGUCUCGCUGGGUGAGCUUGUUAUUUGCCUUCUCAGAUAGUGCAACUAUCGGAUGCCAGGCACUGGUACUCUACUAUGGGGGUCGCCUACUGCUGAAGGGCGAGUACAACCUCGAGAGUUUCUUUGUGUGCUUUAUAUCUAUCUUGAACGCGGGCGAGACCACAGGACGAGCACUCAGCUUCGGCCCCAACAUUGCACAAGUCAGUGCAGCGGCCAACCGGAUCCUGAGCCUGAGGAGCAGUCAAGUGAAAGACGACCCUUGUGUGAGUGGCGAGUUGUUUAAGUCUGAUGGCGACGGCAUGAAGAUUGAACUGGAUAACAUCCACUUCAAGUAUCCUACACGAGACGUGCCAGUCUUCAAGGGACUUAGUCUCACUGUGGAAAAGGGCCAGUUUGCAGCCCUUGUUGGUGCAUCGGGAUGCGGAAAGUCAAGCAUCAUUUCUCUUCUCGAAAGAUUCUACAAUCUUGAUCAUGGUCGCAUCCUGUGUAAUGGCCAAGAUAUUGCUGCCAACAACGUCUACGCAUACCGCAGUCGCCUCUCACUGGUGGCGCAGGAGUCUAGCUUGUUCCAAGGUUCACUUCGGGAAAACAUUCUUCUUGGGGUCGACGAGUCCACCAUCACAGACGAGAGACUCCACCAAGUAUGCCGCGAAGCAUCUAUCCACGACUUCAUCGCGUCUCUUCCGGAAGGAUACAACACUCACAUUGGCUCGCGCGGAGUGACUCUGUCAGGAGGGCAGAGACAGCGUGUAGCUAUUGCACGGGCUCUUAUGCGUAACCCUGACAUCUUGUUGCUUGACGAGGCUACUAGUUCGCUAGACUCGGAGAGUGAGAAGCUGGUACAGGCAGCAUUUGAACGCGCUGGCAAAGGGCGGACAAUGCUUGCUGUUGCCCACCGGCUUGCAACAGUACAGAAUGCCGAUGUCAUCUUUGUCCUUGGGGAUGGCAAGUUGCUCGAGAAGGGGAAUCAUCACGAUCUUCUUGCCAAGCGUGGUGUUUACUGGCAAAUGUGUCGAAGCCAAGCUCUCGAUAAAUAGACGUCUUGAUUUCUCGUGGGUUGGGCAUCUGAUGGAUCGAGGUAUCUAUACCUAGCUUUUAUUAUGUAUUAUUUAUCUUAACUCAAAUUGAC
Fusarium redolens is the source of this 4234-nucleotide messenger RNA. Its product is annotated as putative ABC-type multidrug transport system. The transcript has 12 exons. Bases 261 to 4142 code for a protein of 1293 amino acids. Gene Ontology annotation, biological process: transmembrane transport. Lineage: Eukaryota; Fungi; Ascomycota; Sordariomycetes; Hypocreales; Nectriaceae. The record is from RefSeq and is a predicted model, not a curated record. Gene Ontology annotation, molecular function: ATP binding; ABC-type oligopeptide transporter activity; ATP hydrolysis activity. Gene Ontology annotation, cellular component: membrane.